AUGACUUCUACUUCUAUAGGAGAGGCGUUUCAACGCCUUCCGCGACCGCAAGUACCUACUGCGGUGGCGCUUAUGGAACGAUCCUUGAAAAGAGGAAAAGAGCCAAGUGUUGGUGUUACACACAGCCCAUGGGAGACUUUGUCACAUCUAGGAGAUCUAACGCAAGGAAAACAUAAGCUAUCACUAUGUCUUCAAGAGGGACAACUAGUGAUUGUUAAGAAAGUCAAUCGUGAAGUUGGCCAUGCGGAGUUAGAAAAACUGAAAAAAAUAUCUGAUCAUCCAAAUGUGGCCACAAUCAAGCAGGUUUUCGAGUCAAAGACGUUCUUGCACUUUCAAUAUGAGUACACUCGCUUCACACUAGAGGAAGUACUAAAUGUUCACAUCGUCCUCAAAGAGCCUCACAUACGACUGAUAGCAAGCGCAGACUGUGUAUGGAUAAGCACCGACCUUACACCAAAUGCCGAUUUAGAGCAACUUGGCGUUGCGGUACUAGAGUGUAUGAAUGGACUCCCGAACGAGAACUUACGAAGUCUUUCUGUUAUUCGCGAACAAAGGGAAUCUAAUAAGAUGUUUGGACUAGGUAGAGGAGAGGAAUGGAGUGGUUACAAACUUCUUGUGGACUUUCUCGAUAAUAUGUUCAACAAAGCGAUACCCGCACUCGCUAAGCUGGAGAAGCCUGUCAACUACCAAACCGAGAGCGCUUUACCAACAAGCUCAUCCUCGAUUCCGAUCAUGCCUCUAACUGAAAGCUCCGUUCAAGGCGAGCUAGACCCAUCCUUUUUCAAAUUCAAUCCAACGACCGACGCUUUUCAUCCUGACCCAGCCGAGAAACAGGGCAACCAGUCCAUAAACGAGAACAGCUACUUCCUUGGUCAGGGCCACGCCCUUGAACUUCCUCUCGUCGCAGACACACAACAAAAUCCACAGGACUUCAACAAUCUUGACCUUCCUAUGGAUAUCAACAACGACGCGGCUAUGGACUUUGUAUCCAUAAACGACCCCACCAUUCAGAUGCCAACCCUUCAGUCAUUGGAGUUCUCGGUCCAAAUCCUGUGGGCCGAGCAUCAGAUGAGAACCCAGUAUUUGGAAGGGCGAUUGGCAGAAGCUGUCGCUGUAUCUGAAAGCCUCCGAAAGGAUGUAGAUGCGAUGGCGGAGUGGAUCCAACGCAUCUAUGACCAUCUCGAUUCUUCACUAGCGCCAUCCGCGCCUACUGAAAACGGUUCACAGCAACGCGGCGAGUGAUCUAGGUUCGUAAACCGUCAAAUGCUGGAACCGGUUAUGAAUGGGUGUAUGUGUAUGCCAGGUUGCAUAUAUCUACACAGAUAUCUCAGCAUGUAGUAGUAAAGCAAAUUGUAUGCAUAGAUUUAUUCAAUCAUGUCUGAUUC
Messenger RNA from Exserohilum turcica Et28A, 1385 nucleotides. RefSeq lists its product as uncharacterized. The transcript is spliced from 4 exons. Bases 1 to 1242 code for a protein of 413 amino acids. Gene Ontology annotation, molecular function: protein kinase activity; ATP binding. Lineage: Eukaryota; Fungi; Ascomycota; Dothideomycetes; Pleosporales; Pleosporaceae. Gene Ontology annotation, biological process: protein phosphorylation. The record is from RefSeq and is a predicted model, not a curated record.